Messenger RNA from Asparagus officinalis (garden asparagus), 757 nucleotides. RefSeq lists its product as uncharacterized. The transcript has a single exon. Gene Ontology annotation, biological process: endomembrane system organization. The record is from RefSeq and is a predicted model, not a curated record. Lineage: Eukaryota; Viridiplantae; Streptophyta; Magnoliopsida; Asparagales; Asparagaceae. The coding region runs from base 1 to 687 and encodes 228 amino acids.
AUGGAACACUCGGUGAUAGAACUGCAUGAGCCCCCUCCAUCUCCUCACCCAAAAUCCCAAACAAAAUCAACAACAACCCAUAUUUCUCCCCCUCAACCAUCAUCAUCAUCAACCUCUUCGCCUGCAGUGAUCGACAAGACCCUCUCCAGCGCCGCUAACCUCACAAAGCUCCUCCCAACCGGCACAGUCCUCAUAUUCCAAUCCCUCUCCCCUUCCUUCACCAACAAAGGCCAAUGCUACCCCUCCAACAAAUACCUAACCUACUCCCUCCUCCUCAUCUGCUCCCUCUCCUGCAUCUUCUUCUCCUUCACCGACACCCUCAAGUCCCCCAACGGUCAUCUCUACUACGGCAUCGCCACCUUCAAAGGCUUCUACAUCUUCAACUACGGCGACGAUCCAGAAACAAAGAAAACUAGGGUUAAGAAAGACUUGAACCUGAAGAGGUUCAGGUUGAGGGUGCUGGAUUAUGUGCACGCGGUGUUUACGGUGGUGGUGUUCUUGGCGCUGACGUUCGGAGACGCGGAUGUGCAACGGUGUCUGUUUCCGGAUGUGGGUUCGGAUGGGAAGGAGUUGCUGGUGAAUAUGCCGAUGGGGGCGGCCGUGCUGGCGGGGUUGGUGUUCAUGGUGUUUCCGACCAAGAGGAAGGGGAUUGGGUACUCGGAUGCCACUCCACAUCAGCAACUGUAAAAGAGUUGAUCAGAACUGUUGGGGGUUGGAGACUUAUAAGUAAAAAGAGCGUUACUUAUUUAUUAUCUUU